Molecule: messenger RNA, 1194 nt
Organism: Cyanistes caeruleus (blue tit)
Lineage: Eukaryota; Metazoa; Chordata; Aves; Passeriformes; Paridae
Source: RefSeq, a predicted model, not a curated record
GUGUCCCGUGUCCCCAGGGCCCCCCGCGCUGCUCCUCGCUGCAGGCCCCCAUCAUGCUGCUGUCAGGACACGAGGGGGAGGUGUACUGCUGCAAGUUCCACCCCAAUGGCAACACCCUGGCCUCGGCUGGCUUCGACAGGCUCAUCUUGCUCUGGAACGUCUACGGGGACUGUGACAACUUCGCCACCCUCAAGGGGCACAGCGGGGCCGUCAUGGAGCUGCACUACAACACGGAUGGCAGCAUGCUGUUCUCAGCAUCCACGGACAAAACCGUGGCCGUGUGGGACAGCGAGACGGGCGAGAGGGUGAAGAGGCUCAAGGGCCACACGUCCUUUGUCAACUCCUGCUACCCGGCCAGGAGGGGACCCCAGCUCGUCUGCACCGGCAGCGACGAUGGCACCGUCAAGCUGUGGGAUAUCAGGAAAAAAGCUGCAGUCCAGACAUUCCAGAACACCUACCAGGUGCUGGCUGUCACCUUCAAUGACACCAGUGACCAGAUCAUCUCUGGUGGCAUCGACAAUGACAUCAAGGUGUGGGACCUGCGGCAGAACAAGCUCACCUACACCAUGCGGGGCCACGCCGACUCGGUGACGGGGCUGAGCCUCAGCUCCGAGGGCUCCUACCUGCUCUCCAACGCCAUGGACAACACAGUUCGGAUCUGGGACGUGAGGCCCUUCGCCCCCAAGGAGAGAUGUGUGAAGAUUUUCCAGGGAAAUGUCCAUAAUUUUGAAAAGAACCUCCUGAGGUGCUCCUGGUCCCCAGAUGGCAGUAAAAUUGCAGGGGGCUCUGCUGACAGGUUCGUGUACGUGUGGGACACCACGUCCAGGAGGAUCCUGUACAAACUGCCUGGCCACGCCGGCUCCGUCAACGAGCUGGCCUUCCACCCCGAGGAGCCCAUCAUUCUCUCAGCCUCCAGUGACAAGAGGCUCUACAUGGGGGAGAUCCAGUGAGGGAUCCUCAGCUCCCGGAGGGGAGGUGACAGCAGCAGGGUGUGACAGCUGUCCCUGCUGUCCCCUCCCCUCCCUCUGCAGCCUUUCCACCUCCCCUUUCUCCGGGGACACUUGGGAUUUUGUUUUGGCUGUGCCACUGAUCGUGAAACCCUUCAAACUGAGCAUUUUUGUUCCUUUCCCUGUCCUGUUUCUCCUGGGGUGUUUUUGAUACUGUUAAAGCUGCCAUAAAUGGAUUUUUACACAG